ACGACGCGAGAGGUAAACAUGGCGGACAGCGACAGCGACAGUGAAGACGGCAGCAUGUAUCCGUUGCACGAAAAGGUAUUUGUAGGCGACGUUCGGCGAGUUUCCGCUCUCCUGCGAACACACGACGUUGCCAAGAAGGACGUUCACGGAAACACGCCGCUUCACUUGGCUGUCAUGCUGGGACAGAAGGAGUGUGUGCAACUUCUCUUGGCACACAAUGCUCCUGUAAAAGUGAAGAACAGUCAAGGGUGGAACUGCUUAGCAGAGGCUGUCAGCUAUGGGGAUCGUCAGACAAUACUCUCCCUGUUACGGAAACUCAAGCAGCAGUCGCGGGAAGCAAUGGACUUCCGGAGGCCGGAUCUCGUACGCAUUUUAGAACUCAUGGGGGAUUUUUACAUGGAGCUCAAGUGGGACUUCCAGAGUUGGAUACCGUUGGUCUCAAGGAUACUGCCAUCGGACAUCUGUAAAAUUCACAAGAAAGGAUCAAACAUUCGGUUAGACACGACGCUCGUCGACUUCAACGACAUGAAGUGGGAGCGGGGAGACAUCACCUUUCUUUUUACGGGCAACGACAAGCCGUCCAAGUCGCUAACCGUGCUGGACAACAAUCUGAAGGUCUACCAGAACGUCCGUUACGAGGACACGGAAACGGAGAUUGAGGACGAGGUGGACAUACUGAUGAGCAGCGACAUUGUGGCCGGCCAGAUCUCAACCAAGACGGUGACCUUCCAGAGGGCACAGUCGGGUUGGCUGAUGCGGGAGGACAAAACGGAGAUGGUUGGAAAGUUUCUAGCUGACUUCUACAGCAUCAGUGGCCUAACAUUCGAGUCUCGAAAAAGGAGAGAACACCUCACCGAGGAGGAUCUUCACAAAAACAGGGCAAUAAUCGAGAGCUUCACGAGAGGCAACACGAUGGUCCUAGAAAAUUCAGAGCCGCAACGGAGAAAGUCAUUACCUCCGCCUCCGCGAAGAGACGUCACGUUUGAACAGUACAUCUCGGCUACACCGGGAAACCCACCCAUUCUGGGCCGACAGCCAGUCUGCAAGACAACUACCAAAGUUUUCAAGGCCACCCUGGCCAUGAGUCAAAACUUUCCCCUCACUGUGAAUUCCCUCCUAAACGUGCUUGAAGUGAUAGCGCCGUUCAAACACUUCAACAAGCUUCGGGAAUUUGUACAGAUGAAGCUGCCUCCGGGCUUUCCUGUUAAAAUAGACAUACCCAUCCUACCCACGGUGACUGCCCGGAUUACGUUCCAGGACUUUGAGUUUCGGGACAACAUAGACGAUGCGCUCUUUGAGAUCCCCACGAACUACUCGGAGGACCGCAACCGGUUCCCGGACUUAUGAUGCCUGGAUGACUUGCUCUUGGUGACUCUCGAAGAACGGCACCGCGUCGUCAUGACGCGGCGGCCUCGCCUGACCCCUUCCUCCCGCAUUGUCCGCCAUCGCCACCGUCCCGUGUGUGUCGAAGUGGUCGCACUGGACAUUCCCGUCACGCUCGGUCACGGCAGCACUUUCUCCUCCACGUUAUCCGUCGUUUUUGAUGUGUAAAAACCCUUCCCCCUUCUAGAUCGCAACCGACAUUCCCGUCGCACUCGCCGAAUCGCUUUCUCGUGUGCCACUGCUGGUGUGCGAUGCUCCCAAAACCGCACAACCCAACCCUUCUUACGCGAGGGUAAAGUGAACUCACCCUGGACAUUCCCAUCACUCUUGACUCACAGCCACACUUGUCACCUCAACAUUGUCCGUUGUCUCCCAUGUGCAGUGACCCAGCUGGUCAAAGAGUGAGGUGAGCUCGCCUUCCGUACAUUUCCUACCCACAACUACUCCCUCCUCCGGACCAUUCCAACUUUUCAAAGACAAAGCAUGCCUAUCCGUAUCCAUCUUAUCCGGCUCUCCUGCCCCUCUUCAAAUGUACAUAAACACACUGUUAUCCGUCAAACGCAUACCGUACGGAUUGCCGGAGAGUGCUGCCCCCAUCAACCCUUGUUCCUGCCGCGAUGGGCUUUCUGGACAAAAACAAAAUGGCAUUGUGUGCUGCACGAAUUUCUGGCUUGCAAUGCCACGACGAAACUCUGCGGAGCCCUGCGGGGCAUGGCUCCCCCGAGUUUAUCCUCAAGCUUUUCUUUUUCUUUGUCCCCUAAUGCAUCGUGUAUGGGAUCAUUUCUGUGGCUUGCGGAUUGCCGCUUGUGCCCCUCACCCUGACAAGAAAUGCAGCUUCACCAACAGCGCCCACGCAUGAU
This is a messenger RNA of Rhipicephalus sanguineus (brown dog tick), 2243 nucleotides long. Its product is annotated as ankyrin repeat domain-containing protein 13C. The transcript has 13 exons. Gene Ontology annotation, cellular component: cytoplasm. The record is from RefSeq and is a predicted model, not a curated record. The coding region runs from base 19 to 1347 and encodes 442 amino acids. Gene Ontology annotation, molecular function: protein binding. NCBI's taxonomy places the organism in Eukaryota, Metazoa, Arthropoda, Arachnida, Ixodida, Ixodidae.